Mucor mucedo is the source of this 1105-nucleotide messenger RNA. RefSeq lists its product as uncharacterized. The record is from RefSeq and is a predicted model, not a curated record. The coding region runs from base 50 to 994 and encodes 314 amino acids. The transcript has a single exon. NCBI's taxonomy places the organism in Eukaryota, Fungi, Mucoromycota, Mucoromycetes, Mucorales, Mucoraceae.
CUCCCCUUUGUCUUUUUUUUUUAUAUAUAUAUUUUUAUCAAUAAUAAACAUGCCAUUUUCUGAGGCCAUCGAUAAUCGAUCUACGCUUAGUGCACCAAAUCAACCAUCAGGCAAUAAUGAAGAUGUGCCUGAUUUUACCACGUUUAAAUUAGAAGGAUUUAAAAUGAAUUCAUCGACAGAAAUCAACCCUUCACCACAUCGAUUACGUGAAGCACGCAGAUCCCUCGUGUUAUUUUUAGAACCUAACCCGGGAACACCUAUCCAAACAUCAUUUCAAACGUUUCAAGAAAAGACCAUCAUUCAAUUUGGCCCUAAUCAAGCGCAUAAUACGCCUUUACAUAUAUCCAUUCUCGGCAGAGUAUUGAUUGAACGAGGUUCGGAUUUUUCCACUAAAUGGGAAACAGUAGAAGAGUUUGUUGAAGUGUUGGAUGAAGAAAUAGCAAGACAUAAAUUAAAAGCUCCCAAUUUCACGAGUUUUGAAAUUCUGGAUAAACCAACUCGAUCUCUUGUGAUUAACGUUCGAGUGAGUUCAGAUUACCACAACUUAGGUAAAGCCAUUGAACAACGCAUGGCUUCGAAAUGUACAGCGUUGGAAGUCAGUCCCAUGAACAAAAUCCAUCUUGCUUAUAAUGUAUUGAAAUCAAUUUCAAGACCUGCUCUAAAGAACUUGAAAGAGAAAGCAGAAUCGACUAUUGAUAUUUAUGACUGGGUAAAGACAGGCGGGUCCUGGAGACUUUCUCUUUAUGAAGUCAUGUUGGAAAGUCAAGUAGUGGGUGUACAACAACAAUUAACCGAAAUUCGUUCUUGGCCUAUUCAACCCAAAUCACAAGAUUCUUUUGCAUCCAAUUUACCUGUCUCACUUCGUAUCAAAUUAGCUUUCCUUUCCUCUUGGUUUAAAUCCUCUUCCUUCUUACCUAAAAAGCCAGCUCCUCCUCCUGUACAACCUACCAACGCCAUGGUUAUCCGUCGUAGAGCUCCUCAACAAACCUUUUAAUCCCUUUUUUGUUGUCUUUAUCCAAAACACACAUACACACUCUUUUCUUUCUCUCUUUCUUUUUUUAAAAAAAAUAAAUAAAAUAUACAAUAUAAAUAGAUUUCAUACUAG